Messenger RNA from Diatraea saccharalis (sugarcane borer), 1604 nucleotides. The record is from the annotation of a GenBank genome assembly. Lineage: Eukaryota; Metazoa; Arthropoda; Insecta; Lepidoptera; Crambidae.
UGGGGACGUAAAGGGCUGAUGAUGAUAAAUAUGUUUGGCUAUAAUACAAUUCUAAGAGUAACCUAUUGUAUACUAAACUCUAGAAAUGAUUGUGGAUAUGUGUUUGAUUUCAACAGGUAAUGAAAAGGAUGAAUCCAAGCCGCUUACUCCCAUGCAAGAAGUGAAUGCUGCUCUGAAAGAAUGCGGGUUUGGGAUAUUCCACGCAAGACUAUUGCUGACGUCGUUCAUUGGUUAUGUCGCGGGCGUGUUAGUCAGUACUUCUACAUCUUACUUACUACCAACCGCAGAAUGUGAUCUACAUAUGGAUUUAGUUCAAAAAGGCCUUUUGAAUGCAAUACCAUAUUUUGGUAUGCUAUUUUCAUCAGUCAUCGCUGGUUUCUUAACCGAUACAUUUGGAAGGAAAAUUUUCAUUACAACCGGCUUUAUCGGUAUAUUCGUCUUCACAAUUGUGUCUGCAUCCAGUCAAAUAUACAACGUAUUGAUUGUAGCAAAAUUCUUUGAAGGUUUCCUAUUCGCUACAUCAUUUAGUGCAGCUGUCACUCUGACGUCAGAAUUUUGCCACAAUGGCAUCCGAGAUAGGGUCUUGUUAUGCCAGUCCUCUUUUAUAUCCAUAUCUCAAGUAAUCAUAGCAAGUAUAUCUUGGGCAGUUCUCACCAAUGAUUGGCAUUUAAGUCUCUUCAACGGUGGAUUUGUGUUAAAUACGUGGAACUUCUACUUAUUAAUAAUGUCUCUAUGGUCACUAACUGCGUGCUUACUAUACACGUUUAUGCCAGAAAGUCCAAAGUAUUUGGUGACACAAAAUAAGUUUGAUGAAUCGAGAGCUAUAUUGAUUAAAAUAUACAAAACUAAUACUGGAAAUUCCGAAGAAACAUUUCGGUAUAAAGAUUUAUGGAAAAACUCUAAAGCAACAAUUCCAGAGGAAAGUGAAGAUAAAGCAAAGUCAUCUUUUGCACAUCACCUAGUGGUUGGUUUACAUAAUAUAAAACCGAUGUUUCGGAAACCAUUGGCAAUAUAUCUGGUGCUUAUAUGUAUAAUGAACCUUUUUAUAAUGUUACUUUACAAUGUUUUGCGGCUAUGGUUUCCCCAAGUAUCAGCUAUAGUCGAACAUAACAGUUUCUUAACGCCCGAGGGACAGUAUCAAGACCUUUGCGGCAUGCUUGACAGAUACACCGGUGGUUUAAAAAUUGUUAAUACUACUUCAACAGAUAUAUGUAUUCCUGUGAAAAGUGGUUCCGAAACUUAUAUCAACAGUAUCAUCAUCGGUUGCGUUUGUAUCAUCCCUUAUUUCAUCAGCGGUGUCCUUGUCAACAAGAUUGGGAAAAAGCCUCUUCUCAUAGGCGCCACCUUGAUCGCCUUGGCUAUUACAAUCAGUUUGAGAUUUGCCAAUUCCAAAAUUGCUGUUGUAUCACUCUUUGCUUUGGACUUGGCAAUAUCACAAAUGCUGAUGAGUCUGAAUCAAGCUGUUGUCAUUGAAUUUUUCCCGACUACUACUAGGUUAGUAUUAUUUAUAUUUUGUUGUCUCACUCUUCGCAUUGGAGUUGGCAAUAUCACAAGUGCUGAUGAGUCCGAAUCAAGCUGUUAUGGUUAAAUUUUUCCCGCCCACU